Rhopalosiphum padi (bird cherry-oat aphid) is the source of this 3319-nucleotide messenger RNA. RefSeq names its product paired box pox-meso protein-like. Bases 739 to 2655 code for a protein of 638 amino acids. Gene Ontology annotation, biological process: regulation of transcription by RNA polymerase II; anatomical structure development. The record is from RefSeq and is a predicted model, not a curated record. Lineage: Eukaryota; Metazoa; Arthropoda; Insecta; Hemiptera; Aphididae. Gene Ontology annotation, molecular function: DNA-binding transcription factor activity, RNA polymerase II-specific; RNA polymerase II cis-regulatory region sequence-specific DNA binding. The transcript is spliced from 2 exons.
AGUCGUAUUGGCGCGGCGCAGUGCAUAGCAGUGUAGCGACGACGACGGCGGCGGCGGCAGCUGUACACGGUAUACGCGUGCAUUUCGACCUGUGACCGUUACCCGUAUUAUAUUAUGUUAUUAUAAUAUAUUAUUUUCGUAUUUACUACACUCGUCACGCGCGCGUCCACGACAGCCGUCGUCAUACACAUAAUACUCGCUGCGCGUUAUCGUCGCGUAACGAUAUCGGCGCGUAACACAUCGUCACAGUAUAUAUAUAUAUAUAUAUAUUCUGCGGCGUUACGUCGCAGCCAUCAUCGCGCAUUACCGUGCACGACAUCGCGGGGCAGUCGAUCGGCACGCUACGGUUACGGAUACGGUACGUUGCUACUCGCGGCGGCGCGCGCGAUAAACGUUUAAACGCACGCGAGCGCGCACCCGUGUCGUCGCGUCUUAAUAAGCCGUACACCGUGACGGCGGCGCGCACGGCACCGGUAAAAUCCGAGAAAAAUAUCUGUAGUAAGUUAUCGCCCGGCGUUACCGGCGUACCCGCGACAGUCUCGCCGCGGUCGCGGUCGACGCGCGUCGCGUAUAUAAAAGCGACGAAAAGUGCGUGUGUGCUGUUGCCGUUGCUGCAGUUGGUGUUGCUGCAGCCGCUCCGGCUUAUCGCCCGCAGCCGCGGCGCCGUCGCUGCCGACGACGAAGACGAUGCCGUUGGCCGACGACCGAUAACAGAGCUGACCACACCGCGGGCGGCGCAUGGACUUGCAGCAGCACCGACAACCGCGACACCGUCCGUCACCGUCGUCUGACCGUCCUGCAGAAUUACAUAAUCGGCUUUCUCAAAUGUUAUUGGAACCGCAGCAGCAGCACGGUGGUGGCGAAGAGAGAGGCGACGAACGGCAUCGUCGCCAUGGACGGCACCAUCACGACGAGCACAUGAGUGACGGCGGUGGCAACGAACAACAGCAGCAAAUGCUGUUACUACACCAACACCACCUGAACCAGCAACACUUGCAGCACCAACAGCAUCACCCGCACCAGCAAGGCCAUCAGUUACUUCAACAGUUGCCGCAACAUCAGCAACAGCAGCAGCAGCAGCAGCAGCACCAAGACAAUGAACUACAACAGCACCAACAGAUGCAGCAGCAACGCCAACACGAACCGUUGGACGGUCACCAUCACCAACACCACCAACUGCAUCACGAGCAACAGCUGCACGAUCUCCACCACCAAAACCUACAGCACCAGCAAAACCUACAACAGCACCAGCAGAGCCUCCAACAGCAGCAGCAGCAGCAACAGCAGCAGCAGUACGGCGAGGUGAACCAGCUGGGCGGGGUGUUCGUCAACGGCCGGCCGUUGCCCAACGCGGUCCGCGUGCGCAUCGUCGAACUGGCCCGCGUCGGCAUCCGGCCGUGCGACAUCAGCCGGCAGCUGCGCGUCUCGCACGGGUGCGUGUCCAAAAUCCUCGCCCGGUACCACGAGACCGGAAGCGUGCUACCCGGGGCCAUCGGCGGCAGCAAGCCACGGGUGACCACGCCCCGGGUGGUGGCGUACAUCGGCCGGUUGAAGCGCAAAGAUCCGGGCGUGUUCGCGUGGGAGAUCCGCGACCGGCUGCUCGCCGACGGCGUGUGCGACAAGUUCAACGUGCCCAGCGUGUCCAGCAUCAGCCGGAUAUUGCGCAACAAGAUCGGAUCGUCGGGACCGACGCAGCAGAACGCGGCGUCGCAGCAGCCGACGGCCGUCAUGACCGGUGCGGGCGGCCUGUCGCCGACCACCGCCGCGGCGGCGCACCACAUGUACGGGCCGUACCACCACCACCACCACCAUCACCACCCGUCCGCGUCGCCGCCGCCGCCGUCCGUGGCCGCGGGCUAUCAGCUCCACCACCAACACGGCCAAUACCACCACCAACACCACCAGCUCUACCACAACCAUCACUACCAACAGCACCAACACCUGUGUUCGCCGCCACCGCCGCCGCCGCCCUCGUCGGGUCUGUCGCCCGCCGUGCCGCCGGCCACGGGUGGCUCGGCGUGUUGUUCUCCGACCGUGCCGGCCGCGGCGUCCAGGUCUCUGACGUCGCCGUCGCUGGCCACACAGCUACAACCGCCGGCGCCGCCGCCGCCGCAGCACUGUUGGCCGAGUCCGCACGCCGUCACCGACAUACUCGCGGCCGCGGCCGCUGCUCAGCAACAGCAUCAGCACCACCAACACUUACACCCGUCGCACCCGCACCACCUGCAUGCGUCGCAACACCACCCGAACGGCCAUUACGGCGUCGGCGGCGGAAGCGGCGGUGGCGGGGGCAGCGAAUCAGCGGCCGCCACGACGGCUGCCGCCGCAGCAGCCGCCGCAGCAGCAGCCGCGGCCGCGGCGGCCAAUUACGACACGACGGCCGGCGGUAGCGCCGCCGCAGCCGCGGCCGCCGCGGCGUACAACACGUACUGCAGCAGUUACUACCAUCACGCGAUGGUGUACGCGGCCACGGCGGCGGGCAGUAUUGCGGCGGCCGGCCGCCAUCCGUCGCACCACCUGAGCACGACGCCGCCGUGCACGGCAGCGGCCGUGUGGCCACACUCGAUAGGACCGCCGCCGCCGCCGCUGCCGCCGCCCGCACAGUCGCCGACGCCGUCACCGCCGACAUCGGCCGCGGCGUCGACCACCGCGUGACCAUUACCGCGGUGGUGAAUUCUCAGAAUGCAUUACACCGACGGACGGAAGACAGAAAUCAUAAAAUUAUAAUAUAAAUAUUAUCGUUGUGCGGUUUUUAUAUAUAGAAAAAUACUUAAGGUAUUUCGAUGGUCACUCCGCUGGUGUGCGUUGGACGUCGCGUGUCCGCUAUAGAACGUAAAGACUAAAAAAACGAAUUAUGUACAAUUAUUUUAUUAAACAUAUUAGUAUAAUAUAAUAUAGGUACGGCGUCUGUGUAAUAAAAUCGUGUUCAUUUUAUUAUAUUUUUUCACGAUUCGUAUACGAUUUAAACUAUAAAUAUUUUAUUAUUAUUAUUUUUUUUUUUAACUGAUCUAAUUGGAUGUCGACAUGAUUUAAUAUUCAUUAAAAACGAUCAUAAUAUGAUAUUUUGUAUAUUAUGUACAACUUAAACAUUGAAAGUGGUAGAAACAAAUAAUUGUAGUUCGACCGACAAAAUAUAAAUCCAAUUGUCCGCCAUCACUCUUGUCUCGCCCAUUGUAUUACAUGCAUUAUACAUAAUAUACUUCCAUAGGUUAAGCACAUCAUGUACACAUAUGUUUAUAAAUAUAUAAUUUAUUUAAAUUUUUUUUUUGUUUUACAUAAGCGUUUAUUAUAUUAUAUUGAAAUUUUACAACUGUGACUA